Messenger RNA from Aspergillus candidus, 585 nucleotides. RefSeq lists its product as uncharacterized. The transcript has 4 exons. The coding region runs from base 1 to 585 and encodes 194 amino acids. The record is from RefSeq and is a predicted model, not a curated record. Lineage: Eukaryota; Fungi; Ascomycota; Eurotiomycetes; Eurotiales; Aspergillaceae.
AUGUGUGACUCCAAAGACUGCAACUGCAGUGGAACCACGUCCGCGAACGGAGGACCAACCGACAGAGGGUUCACCUACACUGGAUCUGGAGUCAAUAGCCAGGGCAAUCACUACUGCUCCCGUGACUACGGUCCAAGCUCUGGCUCCAAUGGAGAAGAGAGAAAACUCGGAUACCACUACUCUAAUAGUGAUGGAUCAUACUACUACUCCAACCCCAAUGGCAGCAAGUACUACAACGACGGGAAAGGCUACGACCGGUAUACCGCCCCAGAUGGGCAGACGUUCGAGCGUCACGAGUCCCAAGACCAAGGCUCCGGUGAGACAGACGAGAGUAGGGUGUCUGUUGAAGCCGGAAAUACUGAGAAUGCUGAUGAGGCCACCGACGGUGAUGACGAGGAGGAUUUGAGCGAUGAAACGGAUUCGUGUGCUUCGUAUGAUUAUGAUGGUGAACCGUAUGGCGGUCUUGAAGAGGCGGUUUACAGUGAUGAAGAGGGCUUGGAGGGUGACUAUGAUCAUGGCCAGCAUGAUGGAGAUUGCAGAGAUUAUCACGAUGAAUCUGUGGAAGAGAGCGUCUUUUAUUAUUGA